AUGAUAACAAUAAAACACGAUGAAGUGGUCGCAGUAAGUCGAAAUUUGAUCGCUCAAUCCGACACAAGCACUGACGCUUCUCCGCAGAAAUUACGGCCAUUCUCAGAAAAAGUGCGCGAUCUGCCAGCAGGAUGGCUCAUCCCCAUCGCAAUUCUCUUUGUCAUUUCUUUCCCUCCUUUGUUUGGUCAUGAGAUUAUCGCAUUGUUAUGCGGUGUUGUCUAUGGACUCUGGAUCGGAUUUGCCAUUGUUGCUGCAGGUACAUUCAUCGGCGAAAUCGGCACGUGGUUUGCAUUCAAGUAUUUAUUCCGCCGCAAGGCCCACGAGCUGGAACGCAAGAACCUUAACUAUGGUGCUCUUGCACGACUUACCCGCGAUGGAGGAUUCUGGAUCGUACUCGUCAUCCGACUUUCCGCAGUACCGUCGCAUUUUUCCACCGCCGUGUUCUCAACAUGUGACGUGAGAUUUUGGCAUUUUUUCGUCUCAACCUUCCUCUCGCUGCCAAAACAGGUCGUACUGGUCUACCUCGGCGUUUUACUAGUGAAGCAAGACGAUGAUAGCACCAUCAAGACUGUCAUGUUCCUGAUUCUGGGAGCAAUCACCAUCGCCCUCGGCGCCUGGAUCUACAUCAAGAUGCGCAACGUAAAGAAGGUGCUUCUAGAAGAACAGGAGACGAGGAGAGUCAAGAAGGCUGAAAGCGUUGAGAUGACACCGAGUGUAAAGACUGCAUUCGAGAGGCGGUAUGACAACGAGCCGUAUGAGGCACAACCACUCCAACCACAGCCGUAUCGGACAUAUGAACCGCAGGUGUUUGAGCACACGAUGGUACCGACGCAGCCAGCGAGAAUGCUGUAA
This is a messenger RNA of Parastagonospora nodorum SN15, 852 nucleotides long. RefSeq lists its product as hypothetical. Bases 1 to 852 code for a protein of 283 amino acids. The record is from RefSeq and is a predicted model, not a curated record. Lineage: Eukaryota; Fungi; Ascomycota; Dothideomycetes; Pleosporales; Phaeosphaeriaceae. The transcript has 2 exons.